Molecule: messenger RNA, 1566 nt
Organism: Myiozetetes cayanensis
Lineage: Eukaryota; Metazoa; Chordata; Aves; Passeriformes; Tyrannidae
Product: collagen alpha-1(IV) chain-like
Exons: 1
Coding region: 356-1309 (317 amino acids)
Source: RefSeq, a predicted model, not a curated record
GCGGGCAGGGCGGCCAUCCCGGGCAAUGCGGGCAAUGCCGGCAGCUGCGAACAUUCCAGGUGCUCCGGGCGUCCCGCGGGCUGCGGGCAUCCCGAGCUCUGCGGGCACCCCGGGCUCCACGGGCAUCCCGGGGUUUGUGGGUAUCCCGGGCUCCACGGGCAUCCUCGGGGUUUGUGGGCAUCCACGGCCGUCCGAGGGCUGUGGAUAGGCUGGACUCCGUGGGCAUCCCGGGCUCUGCAGGCACCCCAGGCUGCUCGGGCAUCCUGGUACAGUGGGUAUUCCAGGGACUGCGGGCAUCCCGGGCUGCUCGGGCAUCCCAGGGACUGCGGGUAUCCUAUCCCAGCCUCCAGGAUCCAUGGGCAUGCUGGGGUCUCUGGGCAUCCCAGGCUCCGUGGGCAGCUUGGGGGCUGUGGGCAUCCCCGGGUCCGUGGGUGUCCCAGGUGCUCUGGGUGUGCUGCGCUCCGUGGGCAUCUCGGGCUCUCUGAGCACCCUGGGCACUGCAGCCAUCCCGGGUUCCAGGGGCAUCCCAGCCCCUGUGAGCAUCCCAGGCACUGCAGCCUCCCCGGGCACUGCAGGCUUCCCAGGCUCCAGGGGCAUCCCGGGCACUGCGGGCAUUCCAGCUGCCGUGGGCAUCUCGGGUGCUGUGGGCAUCCUGGGCACCCUCAGCAUCCCGGGCACUGUGGGCAUCCCAGGCUCCAUGGGAUUCCCAGGUUUCAUGGGCAUCCCAGGCUCCAUGGGCACCCCAGGCACCGCAGGUGUCCCGGGAACCGUGGGCAUCCCAGGUGCCACGGGCUCCAUGAGCAUCCCUGGGCAAUCCAGGAGCCCUCCGUGCCCCAGGAAUGCUGGGCACUCCCGGAUCCCAGGAUGUGCCCCCGGGUGCCCCCAAUGCCCUGGGGCUCCUUGGGCCUCUGGGUACCCCCUACCCCUUGUCCCCUGGGUGUCCUGGGACUCCCGUGGAGCUCAGCUGGGAGGGGCUUGUGCUGUGCCAGCAGGGAUGGCCCCUGGCACCCCCUUCCCUGCCCUCCUGGGGGGCUCAGGGCUCCAUGAACCCCAUUCCCUGCUGUCCUGGGGGGCUCAGGGCUCUGCCCACCUCAUCCCCUUCUUUCUGGGAUGCUCACCACAUUCCCUGCCUUUCCAAGGGGCUCAGGGCUCCAUGAACCCCAUUCCCUGCCAUCCUGGGGGUCUCUGUGUCCCUUGUGUCCCCCUCUCUGUGCCCAGAGGGGUCUUGGCUGCAGUGUGGGACAGUGUCACCCCUGUCCCCAGCUCCUGCACUGUGGGGUCUGGGGGGUCGGUAGUGGGGGGGACUUAAGCCUUGGUGGGUCCCUGGGAUGCCCCCAAAGCUCUGGGAUGUUUGAAAACUGACAGGGACCCCCCAGAGGCUCCCCCGGCCCCAUCCCAUCCCAGCCACAGGGGGUGGGUCUGGAGCCCCCGGGGAGUGGCUGGACAGGGGGUCCCACCUGGCCCCGGGGGGCAGUGCCAGGGUGGGGGGCUGGGGGGUCCAAGCUGGGGUGUAGGGGGAUGCUGGGCUUGUCCCUGUUAUCCCACAACCCCCCCGGGACCCCCGUG